AGGGCGGGAAAUAUUCAAAUGAUGGAUAGAAGAGAACACUGAAAAGUGGUCUUUUCAGUGGUCAGACUAGGCAGGGACAGCGCACCGGAGAAUGGAGAGAGCAGCAGGAAGGUAGGGAGUCAGGAUGGACGGCGAAAUCAAGUGCCCAGAGGAGAGCCAGCGGGGAGCAGCCCACCACUCGGGUCCACGCCACCGAGCCCGGCCUGGUGAGGUCACAGGCCCUUGUGAGGUGGGGUAGGGCGUUGGGGCCGCAGUGCUGCCCAGUCGGCGCGGAGGCGGCGGCGAGCUCAGCCGCUCCCCGCGGCCUCCGGAGCCCCUGGGCCGUGGCGGUGGCGGUGGUAGCGGCAGCAGCGGAAGCCUGGGUCCCGCACUCCACCAGCGCCCCCGGCCUGGUGGGCGGAGCGUCGGUCUCAGUCAGGAAAUCCUUUUGUGCUAUUGGUCAUUCGUACUUGUUCAUCAAGGCCAUUGAGUCCUCAAGGGCAGAAUUUACUGCUAAACCGAAAAAUGGAAACUAAAGUACCUUUAUUCUGCCAGGCAGAAGAAAAUAUCAGUUUAUCAGAUCAUGGCUGUAAUUCAUUUGCAACCAACCUGUCAUCAAGACAUACUGAUAACAAGAAAGAUGUCAAGUUUUCUAAAGCAACGCAGAAGAGAAUUUCACAUGAAAUUAGGGAUUUGAGACUAGAACACAAAAAAAUGAACGCAACAUCAGUAUUCCUGUGUGGAGAAGAAAAAUUCUCUGAUUUUUCAGGAGAAGAAAAUGUCAAGAGAGAGAAAACUUUACAAGGACAAUUGCAUACUAAAAGGACUGAGAUCGCCUCUUCCUCAGUGAAGCUGUCAAAGGAGAAGAUGACCAGGAAAGAAAACUCUUUAUUCAAGUUGCCGAAUCAGUACAGCGUUCAGAAGAUUUUACCACCCCUUUGUACAUCUUCCUCAAUUAUUCGGAAAAGGGAAAUGAUUUCUAGCCUCUACAAGACAUUAUAUAAUGAAGAACCUCAAAGAAACUUAUACUCACAAGAAUUAAGUGCACUUCAGAAGGCCUGUAAAAUUUUCAGCAAAAUCCAGAGUGGUAAGAUUUAUGUGAAUGAUCUGCCAACGAUCCAUCACACGUUGAAGAUUUUUAUAAGUGACUCAGAAAUGCAAAAAGCUCUAAAGACUAUUGAUAUUGAUGUUAAUGGAAUGCUGGACUUUUCAGAUUUCCUUAAGGCUGUGAACGAUGUUUGUUAUUUGGUCUCUCAGGAUCCAGCAUUCCAGAAUGCCUUGAAGAUUUUCUGUAGGAUAAAAAGUGGUCGAGUUGCCACUGAAGAACUGGCUGCUGUUUUGGAUAGCAUGGAUAUCCCUGUAAUCCCUGAAACUUUUCAGGAAGUGAUAAAACAUGCUAGUAUAGACAGUAACCACAGGGUUGAUAUAGAGAUAUUAUAUUUACUUGAUGAACUACAGCACCAGUAUGAGGGUUGUUCAAUUAUGGAAUGGUCAGCCUUGGAUGAAUCUACUUCUAACAGAAAGUUAUCAAAUAUUUCAGAAUGCUAUCUACAGUAUAGGAAGAAAAGCACUUUAUCUUCCAGACUGUUUGAACCAUCAUUAUUCCCAAAGUUAAAUGGAAAAAACCUCCAAUAUCAUAAAAUUAUGGAGGAUAAUGAUUACCUUGAAUAUAAAAGAUUAAAAAAUCCUUUGCAAAUAAAAAAAUUCCCAAGUGGGAUUGCUAGCAGCAAUAUAGGACUCCAGGAACCAUAUUCAAAGGACGGCAUAAACUCUAAGAAACGUUCAGAGAAGAUUGAAAUUCAUGACUCAAAGUCUAUACCGCAUAACUUGAGGAGGAUUAUAAGCCUCAAAAAGUCUCUGGAUAAAAGUGAUACUUUUAGGAUCCCCAGACUUCAGAAGCCAGAUGUGAGAAGGCAUUCCAGCCCCCUAAAACAGGUUUCAUCAAAGGAAAAAACUGCAGUGAAUGCUCUGGAAAACAUCUGUGAAGCUAUCCAUAAACUCCAAGAAAAUUACAUUGCUGCAGAAGAACUUCAGUCUGUUUUGCCUUCACUAGGAAUUACUUUAUCAGACAAAGAGCUCAAGAAGAUUGUGACAGAUACUACUCAAAAUGAAAGUGGAAUGGUGAACUUAGAUGACUUUAUGAAUGCUCUCUCCAUGGAGCAAAGUCCUCCUGAAUAUGAUGAGUUGACUGAUGUCAUUAAAGCCAUUGAUAAAAUUAAAGAUGAAAAUAUGGAUUUGGAGGAUCUGAAUACUUGUCUUCAGGAUUUUGGGGUUUACCUUUCUAAGCCAGAAUUUGAGAAGAUCACAGAGUUGACUGAAGCUGAUGAAACAAAAAAGUCAAAUUUUAAGGAAUUUGUUGAUACAAUGUUGACCAAUACGGAACGCUUCUCUGAAAAAUUGUUAUUGCCUGAUACUCUUGAAAACCUCCACAAUUUAAGCAAAGAGAAGAUGAAUGUUUCUCACCUGUGGAACACUCUGUCUGGGAUGAAUAGUAACUUGAAAAUAAAAGAAUUCCGAAGUGCACUGAAAUUAGCAACAGUUGAUGAAGGUGAUGAAGUGCAAAUAGAAGAAUUUGGAAAAGUGGUGAAGGAUAUGCGUGAUGCCUCCAGGUUAAAAGAGUUACAGAACAUUGUCUUAGCCCUUGAUGCACUUGAAGGUGACAUGAUACCUGGGAAGAACUUGGAGAGCUUUCUAGGAAAUAUUGGGAUUAAGUCACCUGAAGAGGAGGUAGAGAAAAUUCUUCAAUCAGAUUUUGUUUCUGAUGACAACAUGGUGAAUGUUAAAGACUGUAUGAAGGUUUUGAAGGACAACCAGAAAUUUUCCAAUUUUAUUGCAUUGAAUGAUAUCAUCAAUACAUUGGAUUCUAUGGAAGAAAGUGAUCAGUUUGAUAAGGACAAAUAUGCAGAUGUACCUCGAAAUAUCAAUAGAAUUCAUUUCACUGAUAAUAGUCUUCAAAAAAUACUAGAUGAGUCCAUUGUUGAGGAUUUUAAGAAAGAGGCUUUGUCUUCAAAUCUGAGAUUACCAAAAGCAGAUGAGACUGAAGAAGCUACUCAUAUCUUGUCAAGUGUUGAUAAUGGCAAGAUUGAUAUACCUAGCUUGGAGCAUGCCCUGGAAAGUUUGAAUGUCAGUUUGACUGAGGAGGACAUCAGUGAAGCCCUCCAGUGUUGCGACAUCAAUGAUAAUAAUGAAGUGAAUUUAAAAGAUUUCUUUGAAAGAAUUAAAGAAAGUCCAUCUUUCAAAGAGUCCAUAGCUACACAGCUACUCUUAGCUACUACCCAAAUUCUCCAGAAUGAUCUAAUUGAUGCCUCUGACCUUGAAGAAUUUUUGAUAAACAAUGACUUUCAUGAAGCUAAUGUUUUACUUAAUGAAGUAUUAAGACAUGAACCUGAACAUGAAAAUGGCAAGAUUACCAUUCAAGAAUUUUUAACUAAGUUCUGCAAUACAUUAAGAGUUCCUAAAGACACAGGAGAUAAAAACCAAUUUUACAACAUCAACAUUCACAAAAAUGAACUUACAGCCAUUCCUGACCUUAAGCAAAAUUUAAAUCCCAUUGGAAUCUAUCUAACAGAUGAUAAAAUAAAGGAGGCUUUGGAUAAUACUAAUCCUAAUGAUGAAGUGGUGAACUUUAAGGAUUUUAUCAGAACAUUGACCAAAACUGAUGAAUUUAUCGAGUGCCAAAAAAUAGAAGAUGCAUCCAACAUUGUUAAUAGUGUCUUUGAUGGGAAAGUUGAACUUAAAGACCUUUUAUCUGCCUUGGAGAACCUGGAGAAACCUUUAAGUGAAGAAAAACCUGAGGCGUCACUGAACUCUGCAACAGAUGACAAUAACAAGAUCGUAAAAGAUAUUAUUGAUGUUUUCACUAAUUCAUCUAAACCAUCAACACCAUUCAACAAUUUAUUUAAAGAGAUUACAACUCUUGAUAAGAUCAGAAAUGAUAUGAUGCCUGCAAAUGAACUGAGCUUCCAACUCUUGAGUGCGGGAAUUCCACUGACCAAUAAGACAUUCCAGGAGGUUCUGGGUCAAGCAUCUACUGAUGAAAAUAGUGAAGUAAGUCUCAAACAAAUUUUGGAGUCUUUGAACACAAAUAAGCCAGUUCCUCAAUUUGAAGAUUUAUCUACUGCCCUCCAGACUGUCAACUUGAUGGACUCCAACAAAAUUCAAAUUAAUAACUUGCAAGAUGCUUUUGAUGACCUCAAUGUUUCUGUAAAGCCUGAAGAACACCAGAUGUUAGAGAAAACGCUUGAUGUUGAUGAAAAGGGAGAGGUUUCCCUAAAGACUGCCCUUUUGGCACUGAAGAGCAAUAAGCGUUUGCAAGAUUUUAGAGAGGUUAAGGAACUUGCAAAUGCCUUAAACAAAGUCACUGAUGAAAAAGUUGAUGUUGAUGAAGUAAAAUCUAUACUGAAAGGCCUGGGGAUUUAUUGCCCGAAGGAAGAAUUACAGGAGGUACUUAGAUCUAUUCCUCUUGAUAAUGAGGGGAAAGUGGACUUAAAAGAUUGUCUGACCCAGUUAAAGAAAAUGCCAUAUUUUACAAAAGGUUCAAAAAAAGAAGGCCCCCUGAAAACUCUGGCUGCCAUUAGGAAAAAUAUGGUCACUCCUGAAGACCUAGGCUCCAUUAUGAAAAACAUAGGAGUUCCAUUACCUGAAGAUGUGCUUGAAAGAUUACUACAGAAUAUGACUCUCACAGAGGAUGGGAAAGUGAAUUUAGAAGAGUUUAUGAGCAAUUUAAUCAAUUCAGGAUUUUCACCUCUACCUGAAAGAAGUAGGGUUGAUGACAGCAACCUAGAUACUUUUCCAGGAAACAUGAGGAUGGAGAUGUCAGCUGAUAAGAAAAUGAACAAGAAGAAUGGGAUAAGAGAUAGGAGGUCAUCUCCUGGUGAGUAAAAAAUUUGUUAAUUAAACUAAUUCAUUUAUUUAACAGAUAUUUACUGAAUAGGCGAUGCUAUGUUA
Lutra lutra (Eurasian river otter) is the source of this 4926-nucleotide messenger RNA. RefSeq names its product EF-hand calcium binding domain 13 (gene EFCAB13). Lineage: Eukaryota; Metazoa; Chordata; Mammalia; Carnivora; Mustelidae. The record is from RefSeq and is a predicted model, not a curated record. Gene Ontology annotation, molecular function: calcium ion binding.